Hirsutella rhossiliensis is the source of this 1131-nucleotide messenger RNA. RefSeq lists its product as uncharacterized. The coding region runs from base 1 to 1131 and encodes 376 amino acids. The record is from RefSeq and is a predicted model, not a curated record. The transcript is spliced from 3 exons. NCBI's taxonomy places the organism in Eukaryota, Fungi, Ascomycota, Sordariomycetes, Hypocreales, Ophiocordycipitaceae.
AUGGCUCCAUUCCUCUCGACGCGUGCCUCCUUCCUUCGCGACCCUUCAGGACCAGCCACUGCGUUCAGGUCCCAGUGGACCACGCCCGGCGAUGUCUUCAGCGUCCUCCUCCUUCUCGGCGGUGACGUCGUCGGACGGGCUUUGGCACAGCUAACUGGGUCGGGACUGGCGCCCGUGGCCUUUUCAUUCGGAUGGGUGGCUUACUCCAUCUCGGCCCUCGUCUCCGCCGUCGGCGAGAACAAGCUUAUGCCCCUGGACCCCGACUGCCGAUGCAAGAUCAUCGACGUCAAGAAUGCAUAUGCUCGUGAAAACUCAAGCUGGGUGCUCGGCCGCAUCACCCGCGACUUUGGCCUCUGGCGGCACCCCGACGUGCAGGAGAAGCUGGACCAGGUCUUGGACAAGAGAUGGGAGCAGCUGAAGCAGAAGGACCCGGCGGCGAAUCGGCCACCCAUCGCAGGCCUGAUCGUGUCCGUAUACGAGCCCAGCAGGGACAUCGAGGCCGGCACAGUGUGCCGCGAUUUCGUCUACCGCAUCGGCCUGCUGGUCAUUGCCCUACAACUAGGCAUUGCUGCCAUACCCUGCGGUCUGUUUGGCGACUGGGGGAUACUCCUAUGGAAGAGGGAGAAGUGGGCUUGUCGAAGGCAGGCCAGACACAGCUACGUUCUGACGAGAGGAAACGGCUCCCAGCACGCCAUUGUUGUUAUGGGAAACGGCCACGGGUUCAACCUCGAGGAUCUGGCAACCGGCCAAGGCAACAUCAUGGUCGCCACCAACACGUCUACUCGCCUUGCCCUCCUGUGUCUGGCCGCUCUAUGGAUCAUGCUGCUCCUCACGGCGGCGGGGCUGAAGCAAAACACCUGGUUCCUCGUCGCCGUCGGCGGCAUCGGCAUCCUGCAAAACAUCUACGUUGCUGGCGCGCCGCGACGGCCCGAGACCUUCGGUCUGAUCCUAGACUUCAAAAAGGUCUUUGGCAAGCCAAGUGUCAUGGAGACCUUGUUGGAGGUCGAGAGUGAGUAUGAGAAUGUGGGACUCGCUUUGCGUCACGAGUUUUUCCCCGGCUCUCUCGGAAAGGAGGAUGAAGUUCGAUGGGGGAACUGCUUGCGAGGAUCGAAGAAGGAGGCCGGCGGUUAG